This is a messenger RNA of Ipomoea triloba (trilobed morning glory), 1528 nucleotides long. RefSeq names its product aminoacyl tRNA synthase complex-interacting multifunctional protein 1. The record is from RefSeq and is a predicted model, not a curated record. Bases 88 to 1275 code for a protein of 395 amino acids. NCBI's taxonomy places the organism in Eukaryota, Viridiplantae, Streptophyta, Magnoliopsida, Solanales, Convolvulaceae. Gene Ontology annotation, molecular function: tRNA binding. The transcript is spliced from 12 exons.
CUCUGGGUUGAACUGAAACAAGUGAUCAAGUGAAAUUGCCAGAGUGAGAAGCAAGACCAGACCGAGGAGUGAGUCGAGCGCGUAACAAUGGCGUCGAAUCGUAAGCAACUUAUUGCCACGGCUCUCUGCAAAGAGCUAUCAUUGGAUCCAAAACAGUUUUUGAUGAAUCCAGAGAAAGAUAUCAAGAGCUUGUGUACAGAAAUUAUCAGCUCAACCCCCAGUGGUGCUGCCUUGUUAAAGGAUAAUGAGUUCAUGAAGUGGGUAGAGUUUGCUGACAAAUUCCCUGGGGAUUCAGAGCCUUGCUUUAAAGCUCUCAGUGAAUUGAACGAAGAAUUGGUUAAGAUGUCUGUUCUUUUAGGCAAUGGGUUUGUGCAUUCAGCUGCUGAUGUCAUUGUCUUUUCCACUGUUCACUCAUCUGUGAUUGGCCUUUCAAAGUUGGAUCAAGACAAAUUACCACAUUUGCUUAGAUGGGUGGAUUACAUCCAGAACAAGGCUGAUAUGGAAAAUCUAUUUGAAAGAAUCAAACUUGAGAAGGUUGAAUUUGACCCUCCUGUAGUGAAAGUUGUGAAGAAGGCAGAAGUAGAUUCAAAUGUAAAAAAUCCUGAGCAGGGGAAGAAAGAGUCUGGUAGUGCAGAAAAUGAAAAACCAAAGAAGAGUGCAGAAGAUGUAAAACCAAAGAAGAAUGCUGAUGCGAAAAAAGCUGCAGGGGGUAAUCAAACUACCACAGACAAUAAGAACAAUAAGAAAGUGCCUGAAAAAGAAGUGGAUGAGAAGGAUAAAGACAUUAGUGUAAGUUUGCUUAAAGUACAGAUUGGUCAUAUUCGUAAAGCAUGGAAGCAUCCAUCAGCUGACAGUUUACUAGUUGAGGAAAUAGAUGUUGGAGAAGCUAAAUGUCGACAAGUGGUCAGUGGUCUGGCAAAGUAUUUCACUCCAGAACAAAUGACAAAUCGCCGAGUGGUGCUUAUCACAAACAUGAAACCGUCCAAACUUCGGGAUGUGACAUCUGAGGGGAUGGUACUAUGUGCUUCUAAUGAUGAUCACACAGUCGUGGAGCCUCUAAUAGCACCGGAAGGGGCAAAAGUUGGGGAAUGUGUGUCUUUUUCUGGGCAUGAUGGAAAACCAGAGGAUGUAUUGAACCCUAAAAAGAAACAGUUUGACAAAAUAGCUGUGAACCUCUUCACGGAUGACAAUGGCGUGGCCACAUUCAAGGGCAUCCCAUUCAUGACUUCUGGUGGGCCCUGCACAUCCUCCCUCCCUCGCGCUAGCAUCAAGUGAUGGACGCACAUUUGAAAAUCUUCACCGCGAAAAUUUUCUCAGUUCAACCUAUUAUAAUGAUCUUUUGUAGGGCAAACUGCAUUUUCUUGAAAAAGUUUUGGUUAGCUGGAGUUCUGCUGUAUGUUUGUAUUCUACAGUGAUGGGAUAUGAAUGGCGUACCUUGAAAAUCUAUGCAGAAAUGCCAUUGAUACGUUUUGUCUCUGAAAUCUCGAAGAUCAUGACUGCAAUUCGUAUCUCUAUGGUGCAUUGUGCA